This is a messenger RNA of Micropterus dolomieu (smallmouth bass), 3565 nucleotides long. RefSeq names its product male-specific lethal 3 homolog. The coding region runs from base 141 to 1778 and encodes 545 amino acids. The record is from RefSeq and is a predicted model, not a curated record. Gene Ontology annotation, biological process: chromatin organization; regulation of DNA-templated transcription. Gene Ontology annotation, cellular component: nucleus; NuA4 histone acetyltransferase complex; MSL complex. NCBI's taxonomy places the organism in Eukaryota, Metazoa, Chordata, Actinopteri, Centrarchiformes, Centrarchidae. The transcript has 14 exons.
UUAUCCCACAACAGCGCCAUCCCGCCAUAGUCUUGGUUUUGUUGGAAGACCCCUCACGGAAAAGUGUUUGGCAAGGAAAGGGUUAAGGAGUUUAUAGGGUUUAGAUCGAUGCUCCCUCUCUCACACGUCGCCAUGAACAAAUGAAUUCGCGGGGACUUAAAUAUCAAUUUCACAAAGGAGAAAGAGUCCUGUGCUUUGAACCUGACCCUACCAAGGCUAAAGUGUUGUAUGACGCUAAGGUCAUUGAUGUCUUGAUAGGUACAGACGAACAUGGAAGAAGAAUCCCAAAGUACCUGAUUCACUUCAGUGGUUGGAACAGAAGCUGGGAUCGUUGGGCUGCAGAGGAUCAUGUCCUAAGGGACACUGAAGAAAAUCGUAAAUUGCAACAUAAACUGGCUCGCAAAGCUCUAGGUCGCAUGAAGAGAAAGGCAUGGGCGAAGAGGCGUCGUCGUCAGUCUGGUACUAAAUCUUCUUUGAAGACUCUCCCUAAGGAGGACGACAGUGAUGACGCAUGUUUGAUUUCGUCUUCAGAGAGCAGUGACGGGGACGAUUCUGACCCUGACUCUUCAAAUAGUGGGGACAGCACCUUCUCUGAGGACAUCAACAAAAUGAGGGUUGAGCCAGACGUCAAUGUGAAGAGGGAAUGUGAGGAGAAGGUCGUCCAUGUGGACAUCAACAUCCCCGAUGCUCUGAAGAAGAAACUCGAGGACGACUGCUUUUACAUCAACAAGAGGAAGAAGCUGGUGAUGGUUCCCUGCCAGACGAAUGUCGUGCACAUCCUUGAGUCCUACGUCAAGCACUUUGCCAUCAACAAAGCGUUCAUGGCCAACGAGCGGUACCGGCGUCAACAGAACACCACACAGAACAGCAGUCCACAGCCAGUCCCUCCAGAGAAGAGCGAGGAGUUGUGUAAGGAGAUGGUCGAUGGCCUGAGGAUCACAUUUGACUUCACCUUACCCAUGAUCCUCCUCUACCCCUGUGAACAAGCUCAGUUCAAAAAGGUCAGCUCCUCCAGGCUCUUCCUGGCCAUCAAUGAAAGCUCCCCUUGCUCCAGCAACACCCAACGAGAGCGCAGCCCAAGCCCGUUGGGGCACAACCCACCAACCCCCCAGUCCACAGACAGCCAACCAGCACUGAGCGACACUUCUGCCACGACGCCUACUGCCCCAGCCCCAAUCCCGAAGCGCAGGCGUCACCCUGACAUGGACUGUAUCUCAUACCAGUCCCAGUCACUCAGACGCUCCACCAGGAACACGUCUGGAGGUGACCGGCCAGCUGAAGGAAGCAGUGGAGGUGGAGGCAGUGCCACAGCGUCCCCGCAGCUCAAACGCCGCUUAGUCGACACCUCAUCCCAGCCAAAGUUCUUCCUCAACCUGGACAGAAAAACCCCAGUGCACAGUGGCUCGUCUUCCCCGUUGCCCUUGACGCCGAGCAAAGAGCGAAGUGGGCCUUUCUAUGGCCUGGAGAGCCGGAGAAACAAUGAGCUUAAUGAGGUCCUAAGUUGGAAGCUAACUCCUGAUAACUAUCCUCUGAAUGACCAGCCUCCUCCGCCCUCCUACCUGUACGGAGCACAGCACCUCCUGCGGCUUUUUGUGAAGCUUCCUGAGAUCCUGGGCAAGAUGCAGAUCCCUGAGAGGAACCUCCGAGCCCUAGUCAAGCAUUUGGAACUCUUUCUCAGGUUUCUGGCGGAGUUCCAUGAGGAUUUUUUUCCUGAGUCCGCAUAUGUGUCAGCAUCAGAGGCCCACUACAGCAUGAAACAACCGAGGCCAAUUUAUUGAAGGAGACGCUGGCUGUUGUGUUUCCUUCCCUUGCGUGUCUCUACCCUGACCUACCUUUCAGCUAGCAUGACCUUUUUGGGGCGUGUGUCCAGCGGAAUCAGUAGCAGCUUUCUCUGGAGUUCAGCUGUAUUGUUUUCCUGGACAGGCUUUUCUUCUCCUCUGGCCUAAUGUUAGUUUUCCUGCUGUUGCCUCGUGGAACCAGUUGCUUCUGCCACGCCGCUAACCCUCACCCAUGCUCUAUUUGUGGGAGUGUCCUGCUAGUCAUGCCACCCUGCUCUGCUUCGCUUCAGUGUACUGCUCCAAGGCAUGUCGAGGGCCGUGUGAUGGCGUGUGCUACCUUUUUUGUAGGCCCCAUAUGGGAUUUAAUUCAUAGGAGACAGCUACUUAUGAUUCUUCUUUCCAAGCCUUUCCUCAUUGUCAUGUUUUUUGUUUGCUGGCCUACACUCUUUAAGACCGAGCUAAGGCUGGAAAGUUCUCUAGCGCCUCAGAUGUUACAGACUUGCCAAAACAAAACCAUUUUGAAUCAGCUGUGGAAGCCGAUACAAUUACUGCUGUUUGGCAAAGACCUGCUCUGACUUUGUUCUAGCCACAACAUUGGAACAUUGUGGCAUGUUCGUAGAAGGGAAAGCGACACUGAUUGAAAUGCCCUGUGUUCUUGUUCUGCCUGCCCAGUAAACUAAUUUUCGAUCCUCUUUAGGAUGCUGGUUUGCCUGUUUGGUUGCUUGCCCCCUCUUUAUGUAGCGACUGUAGAGCUGCCAGUGGUCCUCUCCCGGAUAGGAUUCCUCCUAAGCUACAGUAGGACUUCCUAUGCUGGAGCGGCUUCAUUGCUUUUGCGGAGUAAUUCUAAUUAACUGACUCUUUAAAACUUUUACCUUCAGAAAUGUUGUUUUUCCUCUGGACUUUUCUGUUGUAUUACACUGUUUGGAUGUGCAAUUCAGUGUUCAUGAGAGAUGUUCUUAUUUCUUGCUUUGCUUUUGAUGUUGUCCUGUGCAUGUCUGAUAAAUGUCUAGCAGCUUUUUGUUGUUACGUAUUUUUUAUUUUUUUUCUGCUUGUUCCUCUCACUGUGGCCACCGUCUAACAGAAAGUACAAGGCACAAUGUGAGAAAAUUGAAAAGAUGGUGCGCUGUGGACAACAUAUCUGAGAGUAAACCGUGUGUUGCUCCUUCAUAUUCAUACACAAAUCUUUUUCUUAAGCUAAUCUUACAGGUAAUCUUUAAUAUACAGUUAAAGACCAGUACCAGAAAGAUUAGACAAUCACUUAAAAUGUGUCAAACUAAUUUAGGAAACAUGUAUGUGAUUUACAACAUAACACCUGAUGCAAUUUGCUAAACAUUUCAUAAGAAAGAAUUGGCAAAGCAAAUGCUAGGAAUUAUUUGAAAAAUGCAACAGAAGCGAUAGUUAUGGUUACUCGUCAUGACAUUGUGAAAAUGUAAAUACAAAAACGCCUGUUGAUCAGUAUGUUAUUUAUUUUUCUUUGUGCCACUGGAUCAAUCUGUGUUGCUUGUUGAAUUGGUUGCACAAUACUUGACAAAGCCCAUUCCAGACUUGAUAACACACAAAUGAAGUGUCAGCUGUUUCUUGGCCUAAUAACAUCUGUCUAUACAGUAAACCGAUGUAUUGUAACACACUUGAAUGUAUAAUACAAUGUAUCUGUUUCCUGUUAUGUACAGAGGUAUAAUUUGCAUAGCAUGUUAUUAAUUUCUAUUGGGUUUAUUCAAUGUUGUCUGUUUCCCUUUAGCCCUGUGGGUUUUUUCCCCAAUAGUUUAAAUAAAGACUUUGUAAACUUA